AUGAUCUCAACGGACGGUCUAUGGCUACCAUAUAGCGCCGCAGAAUAUGGACAUGUUACCCAAGGCUUGACGGAUUUCAUUCCGCCAGAACCUAUUACACCAACUCAAUUCCCCCCCGUUGAUCCAUUAUCAUGGUACACGGGGGGUACGGUUACUCCAGCUGCCAAACAGACUGCAACGUCGCCCAGCCAGGUUUACUCUCUCGCAUCUGACUCUCCUAUCUAUACUCCCAUGGGCUACUUUUAUGGCGCGCCCUUUAACCCUCUAAGAGAUUCCCAACAUCCUCUACUGCCUGCUGGACCCUUUCAACAACCCCGCCAUGCUUUCUGGAAGAAACAAAUCAAACCUAACCUCAGACUCGGCUCUCAAUCGCCAAUAACCAAGCCGCUGGAAUACAAAUGCAAGAAACCCGGCUGCAACGGACGCUUCAAACGACAAGAACAUGUAACGAGACACAUGAAAAGCCAUCUGGACGAAAAGCCGUACGUGUGCUGGGUGCCCUUCUGCAACCGGGCCUUCUCAAGAGGCGACAAUCUCAGCGCCCAUUCCAAGACUCAUAGCAAACGGUCCGGUCGCAAUCGAUAUGUGUCUACCUUGGAUGGAACCAGUCCUGACUAUGAUCCGGAUUUCAGGGGGGAGUUAACACCUGACGGGCGUCCUAUUUAUGAGUUUACGUUGGGAGAGCCUGUUACUGGGCAUGUUGGAUUAGGGAACGGUUUGAAGGAUGAGACAAUUUAA
Messenger RNA from Aspergillus puulaauensis, 738 nucleotides. RefSeq names its product C2H2-type zinc finger protein. The record is from RefSeq and is a predicted model, not a curated record. Gene Ontology annotation, molecular function: DNA-binding transcription factor activity, RNA polymerase II-specific; RNA polymerase II cis-regulatory region sequence-specific DNA binding. The transcript has a single exon. Bases 1 to 738 code for a protein of 245 amino acids. Lineage: Eukaryota; Fungi; Ascomycota; Eurotiomycetes; Eurotiales; Aspergillaceae. Gene Ontology annotation, biological process: regulation of transcription by RNA polymerase II.